AUGGCUUAUCCAAUGUACGAAGUGGAUUGGAGUGUAUUACCGCCAGAACAAAAUAGAAGGUUUAACCCGACUUUCAAUAUUGCCACCAUAAAACAAGUGGUAAAUGAGGCAAUUGAGAGAGUGCGUAUGCCAACGCCGACCCGGCUCCGCGACCUGAUACGCCAGAUCCGCGCGGCGCGCACCGCCGCCGAGGAGCGGAGCGUCGUCAACAAGGAGUGCGCGUACAUCCGCUCGACGUUCCGCGAGGAGGACAGCGUUUGGAGAUGUCGGAACAUCGCGAAGCUCCUGUACAUCCACAUGCUGGGCUACCCUGCCCACUUUGGGCAGCUGGAGUGCCUGAAGCUGAUCGCCAGCCCACGCUUCACGGACAAGCGAGUGGGCUACCUCGGGGCCAUGUUGCUGCUGGACGAACGGCAAGACGUCCAUCUGCUCAUCACCAACUGCCUGAAGAAUGACCUGAACAGCAACACGCAGUUCGUAGUCGGCCUGGCGCUGUGCACAUUGGGCGCGAUAGCCUCGCCGGAGAUGGCGCGCGACCUUGCUUCGGAGGUGGAGAGGCUCAUCAAGUCGCCCAACGCGUACAUAAAGAAGAAGGCGGCCCUAUGCGCCUUCAGGAUCAUAAGGCGCGUGCCCGACCUGAUGGAGAUGUUCCUGCCCGCAACAAGGAGUCUGCUCACGGAGAAGAAUCACGGUGUUCUCAUCACCGGCGUGACCCUCAUCACCGAGAUGUGCGAGAACAGCCCCGACACCCUAAAUCACUUUAAAAAGAUCGUUCCAAAUCUGGUGAGAAUAUUGAAGAAUCUAAUACUGGCCGGUUAUUCCCCGGAGCACGACGUCAGCGGGAUCUCGGAUCCCUUCCUGCAGGUGAAGAUACUCCGUCUGCUGCGGAUCCUCGGGAAGAACGACGCCGAGGCAUCCGAGGCGAUGAACGACAUCCUAGCGCAGGUGGCCACCAACACGGAGACCAGCAAGAACGUCGGCAACACGAUACUGUACGAGACGGUGCUCUCUAUAAUGGACAUCAAGUCGGAGAGCAGCCUGAGGGUGCUCGCGGUGAACAUCCUCGGCCGGUUCCUGCUGAACAACGACAAGAACAUCAGAUACGUGGCGCUCAACACGCUGCUGAGGACGGUGCACGUGGACACGUCGGCGGUGCAGCGCCACAGGACCACAAUACUCGAGUGCCUAAAGGACCCGGACGUGUCGAUCAGGCGGCGGGCGAUGGAGCUCUCGUUCGCCCUGAUGAACGGCCAGAACAUCCGCGCCAUGAUGAAGGAGCUGCUCAUCUUCCUGGAGAGGUCCGACGCGGAGUUCAAGGCGCACUGCUCCAGCGCGAUGGUGCUGGCGGCCGAGAGAUACGCGCCCUCCAGCAAGUGGCACCUGGACACCCUGUUCCGGUUGCUGCUCAAGGCGGGCAACUACCUGCGCGACGACACGGUGUCGAGCACCAUCCAGAUCGUGUCGGCGGCGCCGGCCGAGCGGCAGGCGUACGCCGCCAUGCGCCUCUGGACCUCGCUGGAGCGCUGCGCCCUCUCGGGCGACGCCACCGAGCGGCAGCCGCUGGUGCAGGUGGCAGCAUGGACGGUGGGAGAAUAUGGCGACCUGUUGGUAUCGGAGGCCAGUAACGCAAUAUCUAUGGUGGACGAAGAUGGAGUUGACGACUUCAGUCGACCUUCAGAAGAGUACGUGAUCGACAUCUACCAGAAGCUGCUGUGGUCGACACAGCUCUCCAUCACCACCAAGGAGUACCUCCUGCUGUCUCUGGCCAAACUCUCCACCAGGUUUACCACCAGGCCCAGUCAGGACAAAAUUCGCGUGAUCAUUGAUACGUUCGGCUCGCAUAUACAUAUCGAACUGCAGCAGAGGGGAGUCGAACUGUCGCAACUCUACAGGCAGUACGCACACCUGCGGCCGGCGCUGCUGGAGCGGAUGCCCGCGAUGGAGGCGCCCUCGGCGGGGGCGCGCGACCAGCUCGACGCGGAAGCGGAGGCCGACGCGGCUGAGCUCGCGCACCACUCGCCGCCCCAGAGGGCCGACAGGCCGGAGCAGGACGCUCUUCUGGACCUGAUCAUCGGCUCGGAGCCGCUCUCAAAUGGAGACACCGAACACGAGCCCCCAACGGCGCCCGCCAACAACGACGCCACCAGCAACGAUAUCCUGGAUCUGCUGAGCGGCCUGGACCUUAGCACGCCGCAAACCGUUCCCACGCCCAUCGCGAACAGCGUUCCGGCAUCGAACCUCCUACUCGACGGGCUGUUCUCCACGCCGCAACCGGCGCCACCCGCCACCCAGCCAGAGAGCACGGUGACGGCGCUCGAGCGGAACGGGCUGCGGGUGGAGUUGGGCGUGGCGAGGGCGGGGCCGGGCGGCGGGGACACCGCCACGCUCACGAUGCGGGCCGCGAACAGCGCGCGGGCCGCGCUCACCGACUUCCUCUUCCAGGCGGCCGUGCCCAGGACAUUCCGGCUGGAUAUGAUGUCACCAUCCGGCACGGUACUGACACCGCAAGGGGAGAUCACGCAAGUGUUAAAAAUCACCAAUCCAUCCAGGACCCCACUGCGGCUGCGGAUACGCGUGUCGUACAACAUCGAGGGCACGCCGGUGCUGGAGCAGGCGGAGGUGAACAACUUCCCGCCCGACCUGUUCAAC
Iphiclides podalirius (scarce swallowtail) is the source of this 2649-nucleotide messenger RNA. The record is from the annotation of a GenBank genome assembly. Lineage: Eukaryota; Metazoa; Arthropoda; Insecta; Lepidoptera; Papilionidae.